CGCAGGGCAGCACCGGGACUCCAGGCAGCCCACCAGCUCUGCAGACACCGGCUCUAACACAGAUGAUUCCUUGGCUCUCCAAAGGCUGACAUUUGAGCGAUAGGCUAUUUCAGUAGGGGAGAAGUCUUGUUUCUAUCGCCGACAUGAAUGAGAUCAAGGUUGCUGUGCUGGGCAGUGAAGGGGUCGGGAAAUCAGCUCUCAUCGUCCGUUUCCUCACCAGACGAUUCAUUGGCGAGUACGCCUCAUCUUCAGAGUGCAUAUACAGAAAGCGUCUGUCAGUGGAAGGAAAGCAGAUCAAUCUCGAGCUCUAUGAGCCCUGCUCUCAGGCAUAUGAGGGUAAGUCUACUGUAAACGAGCAGAUCCAGUGGGCUGAUGGUUUCAUCGUAGUCUACGAUAUCAGCGACCGCUCCUCCUUCCUCACCGCCAAAGCCAUAGUACACCUCAUCAGAGAGCUACACUUGGGAACUGCCAAAAGGAACGUGGACUCGCAAAUAUUUCUGGUGGGCAACAAGCAGGACCUGUGCCACAUGAGAGAGGUGCGGCGUGAGGAGGCUCAGUGUCUGGCUGCGGAGUGUCGCUGCCAGUUCUAUGAGCUGUCAGCCGCUGAGCACCACCAGGAAGUGGCGCUCAUAUUCUUAAAGAUGGUGCAAAAUGCUAACCUGAGCGGCAAGGCCAAGGAGCGCAGGAGACGCCCCAGCGGCUCGAUGGCCAAACUCAUCAACAACGUCUUCGGGAAGAGGAGGAAAUCAGUGUGAGGGGUCAAAUACAUGGACAGCUGUCCGUCAAGGCUGGACCAACGGCAUCUGGCUUGGCUUCCUGUUUCUGAUUGUGUGAGCUGUUAAUUAAACUGACGUCUAUUCGUGUAACGGGGUGUUAUUGUGAGUAGAACACAUCGCGCUCAGUGAGUCGGCUUGCAGCUGACUUCAACUGAUCCAUGGAUUUGCUCUUAAAGGGGCCCUAUCAUGCUUUUGGGGUUUUCCCCGUUCCUGUGGUCUGUAGUAUAGGUUUCUGAGCAUGUAAAUGGUCUGCAAAGGCUUAAAUCAUUUGUUCCCACAAGAUCCCUCCCCCUGGCUAAAAGGCUCCAUUGGACUCUUUUGAUUCGUGAUAGGCCCAAGGUGCAGGACAUCUCUAAGCGGUUGAUCAAUCACAACAGAGCCGGAAAGUUAACCUAUCAAAGCAGACUGGAAACAGCUUUAGGAAAUGUUUGAAAUGUUGUUAUAUUUAAUCAAGACAAACAAAUUGAUUAAAAACUGUACCGCACCACUUCACAGCCAGCACUCCACAAUAUGAUGUUCCAUUACAAUAGAACUGCAGGUUAAUAAUGUCAUCAGGGAAGCGUACUUUGUCCAUUAGAGCCUUUCUGUUCUGACAGACCCUUUAGGUCAACCUACCUGUGACCAAACGCAGCCGUAAAUUCAUGUAUUCGGGGUUUACUUAAUCUGGUUAUCUUUGCUGAGAAAAACACUGAUUUGAGGUUGCGCUGGGUUUCAUUCAGAAGAUAACUUGGUAAACCUGCUACCUGGAACAGGCCUCAGGUCAUGAAGGGCCCUCAAUGAAAAUGUGUUGAAGUGCGAGAGAAGGCAAACCAUUUCGGCAGCCGCCUCCAGAGUUACAGCGCUAUCAUUCAUCGGAGGAGAGUGAAUACAAGAACUACAGAUGAACUGAUGUGUAUAUGGCACUUCAUUCAUUCAACCACUUCUAUUUUGUUUUUGUAAAAGAAGAAUUAAUGCUAUUUUCUUUCCUAAGCAGGAUGAUUCUACACCGCCAAUUGUUGAGGCUGAUUUCACCCACAUAAUAAAA
Molecule: messenger RNA, 1800 nt
Organism: Eleginops maclovinus (Patagonian blennie)
Lineage: Eukaryota; Metazoa; Chordata; Actinopteri; Perciformes; Eleginopidae
Gene: rergla
Product: RERG/RAS-like a
Exons: 5
Coding region: 144-755 (203 amino acids)
Molecular function (GO): GTPase activity; GTP binding
Source: RefSeq, a predicted model, not a curated record